Messenger RNA from Etheostoma cragini (Arkansas darter), 2624 nucleotides. RefSeq names its product protein kinase C, theta (gene prkcq). Gene Ontology annotation, molecular function: ATP binding; diacylglycerol-dependent serine/threonine kinase activity. The coding region runs from base 376 to 2562 and encodes 728 amino acids. Gene Ontology annotation, biological process: intracellular signal transduction; peptidyl-serine phosphorylation. Lineage: Eukaryota; Metazoa; Chordata; Actinopteri; Perciformes; Percidae. The transcript is spliced from 18 exons. The record is from RefSeq and is a predicted model, not a curated record.
CCACAGUAGAGGCAACACAAGUGGUUACUGUAGAGAUUUGAGAUUAUUAUUUAGAUUUUACUGUAUAUAGAUGCUCAAAGGUUCUGCCGAGUGUGACAGCUGCUGUUUUCAGGUCCUGAAGGUCGUUUAAAGCGUCAAGAGCGGAAAACAACUAACCUCCCCCUCUGCCAGACUUAUCUUUCCUCUGGAGGAAAAGGGACAGUCGACGUGUGCUGCGGUGGAGCAAAGGUGGUUGACAGCGACACCGAAGCAGUCGCCCAAAAUCUGAGAAAUCUUAUCUCUUGAAGCUGGUUUGCUAAGACGGCAUCACCGCAAAGGUUUCCUGGAGAUUGUUUGGAUAUUUGCGUGGAGGUCAGAGAAUAAAAACCUGCAGCCAUGUCUCCGUUCCUACGGAUUGGGUUCUCUAGCUUUGAGAUGGAUCCAGGUCUGGCUUACCACGAGGAGGUGCUGAACCCGUACUGUGCUGUUUACAUGAAGGAGGCCAUUGACACCGAAAAGGGCCAAGUGCACAAGCAGAAGAAACCCACCAUGUACCCGCCAUGGAGCACCACAUUUGAUGCCCACGUCCACCGUGGUCGCAUCAUGCACGUGAUGGUGAAGGACCGCACGGCAGAGCUGAAGUCUGAGGCCACGGUGGCUCUGGACUCGCUGGCAACGCGAUGCAAGAAGGAGAACGGCAAGCUGGAGAUCUGGCUGGAACUGAAGCCACAGGGCCGCCUGCUGAUGGAGGCCAAAUACUAUCUGGAGAAGAGUGACGCUGCAGGUCAGACUGAGGGAGACCCAGAGUCCGAACCAGAGAGGGAGGGUCUGUUUGCCCUCCAUCAGAGGCGAGGUGCCAUCAAACAGGCUAAAGUCCACGUUGUCAAAUGUCACGAGUUCAGCGCCACGUUCUUCCCUCAACCGACCUUCUGCUCCGUCUGCAAGGAGUUUGUCUGGGGUCUUAACAAGCAGGGUUACCAGUGCAGACAGUGCAACGCAGCCAUUCACAAAAAAUGUAUAGACAAAGUAAUCGCUAAAUGCACGGGUUCAGCCAUUAACAGCAAAGAAACAAUGAUCCACAAGGAGCGCUUCAAGAUCGACAUGCCCCACAGGUUUAAGGUCUACAACUACAAAAGUCCCACUUUCUGUGAACACUGCGGUACUCUGCUGUGGGGGCUUGCCAAGCAGGGGCUCAAAUGUGAGGAAUGUAGCAUGAACGUCCAUCAUAAAUGCCAGAAGAAAGUAGCCAACCUCUGUGGGGUCAACCAAAAACUGAUGGCUGAAGCUCUGGCUAUGAUCGAGUGUAAACAGCAGGCCGAUGCUGGUCCUACCUUUUGUCAGGCCAGAAGUACCAGAGAAAGUGAAAUCAUUGGUCGAGAAGGCCCAGUAGGUGUUGGCCAGCCGGGCGUGGUCCGAGCUCCGUCUGGGUUAGUAACGGGUGUCCCAGCCACAGCUACACCUGCAAACAAAGACUAUCAGGGUGUGUCAUGGGACGGACCGACCGACAUCGGCAGGUCGAUCACUGAGGCGCUGACCGAAGAGCCUCUGUACGCUGUUCCCAGGAAGGAGCACCAACCCAAAUUCACCAUCGAUGACUUUGUCCUGCACAAGAUGCUUGGGAAAGGCAGCUUUGGCAAGGUGUUUUUAGCCGAGCUGAAAAACAGCGGGCACUUUUACGCCGUGAAGGCUCUAAAAAAGGAUGUGGUGCUGAUGGACGAUGAUGUCGAGUGCACCAUGGUGGAGAGGAGGGUCCUCUCUCUUGCCUGGGAAAACCCUUUCCUCACACACCUUUACUGCACCUUCCAGACCAAGGAGAACCUGUUCUUUGUGAUGGAGUAUCUGAAUGGAGGGGAUCUCAUGUUCCACAUCCAGAACUGCCACAAGUUUGACUUGCACAAGGCCACCUUCUAUGCAGCUGAGAUCAUCUGUGGGCUCCAGUUCCUGCACUCUAAAGGAAUUAUUUACAGGGAUCUGAAGCUGGAUAAUGUGCUGCUGGACUCUGAGGGUCAUAUCAAGAUAGCAGACUUUGGCAUGUGUAAGGAGAACAUGCAGGACGAGUCACGCACCGCCACCUUCUGCGGGACACCAGACUACAUCGCUCCAGAGAUCCUGCUGGGUCAGAAGUACAACAGCUCAGUGGACUGGUGGUCGUUUGGAGUGCUGCUGUACGAGAUGCUGAUCGGCCAGUCUCCGUUCCACGGCCGCGAUGAAGAGGAGCUGUUUCAAUCCAUACGUACUGACAACCCGGUUUACCCCCGCUGGCUCACCAAAGACUCCAAGGACAUUCUGAUCAAGCUGUUUGUGAGGGAGCCCGAGGAGCGCCUGGGAGUGAAGGGAAACAUCAGACAGCACAGUUUCUUCAGCAGCACUGACUGGAACUCCCUGGAACAACGGAAGGUGGCGCCGCCCUUCAAGCCAACAUUAACGUCGCCCAGUGACUGCAGUAACUUUGACAAAGAGUUUAUCAACGAGAAGCCCCGGCUGUCGUGUGCCGACCGGACGCUCAUCAACAGCGUUGACCAGACGAUGUUCAGAAACUUCUCCUUUGUCAACCCGGGGAUGGCUCGCAACGCAGCACGAUGACGAGACCAACAACCUACUACCUUACAAGCAAGCCGCUCAGACACAAACAGCACUUACUGGAA